Acanthisitta chloris (rifleman) is the source of this 692-nucleotide messenger RNA. RefSeq names its product transcription initiation factor TFIID subunit 4-like. The annotation marks the transcript as partial. The transcript has 5 exons. Gene Ontology annotation, biological process: transcription initiation at RNA polymerase II promoter; DNA-templated transcription. The record is from RefSeq and is a predicted model, not a curated record. NCBI's taxonomy places the organism in Eukaryota, Metazoa, Chordata, Aves, Passeriformes, Acanthisittidae. Gene Ontology annotation, molecular function: DNA binding; RNA polymerase II general transcription initiation factor activity. Gene Ontology annotation, cellular component: transcription factor TFIID complex.
GAAAUGCAAGAGAAUGUGAAAAAAUGCAAGAACUUUUUAGCUACCCUUAUAAAACUUGCUUCUCAUAACUCACCCUCUCCAGAAACAUCCCGCAAUGUGAAAGCUCUGGUUCAAGAUUUGUUGGACGCAAAGAUUGAUCCAGAAGAAUUUACAGGCCGCCUUCAAACAGAACUCAAAUCAUCUCCUCAGCCAUAUCUUGUACCUUUCCUUAAGAAAAGUCUACCUGCAUUGAGACAAUCUUUACUGAACAGUCAGCAUUCGGUUUUUCAAGGACAGCCCUCUCAGCAGCCACUGCAGCAAACCAAGCUCUCACAAGUGAUACCUCAGUCUGCCUCUGGAACCAUUUCCGCCGUUGUCACCACACAGACAAUAGGAAUAAGGCAACCCAACAACAUUUGCACAGUCUCUGUAUCAAAUACAGUGCAGCCUCCUCAGGUUAAGGUGGUACAGUCAAAUCAGAGUUCUCAACUGCAGAUUAUCCAGUCAACAUCUGCUCAAACUGUGAAACGAACCCCUGCUUGCCAGACUACCCAGAUUAGGAUGCCAGUGGUAAUAACUCAGACCAUUAGACCACAAGGCACAGUAGGGAAGACACCAACAAUACAAGCCAGUAAAAGUCCUGGAGGCUUUGGUGUUCAGGUCUCUGCAAAUCAGAAAAACAAGCUGAACGACCCUGGAGGUGGUUCUUUCAG